Molecule: messenger RNA, 874 nt
Organism: Trichoderma asperellum CBS 433.97
Lineage: Eukaryota; Fungi; Ascomycota; Sordariomycetes; Hypocreales; Hypocreaceae
Source: RefSeq, a predicted model, not a curated record
AUGGCAUAUUCCUGCUACCGAGGACGGGGAGAAAGAAAACCAAGAGGCUGCUACUAUGUAAUACUGCAGCGCGGCAUGGUACAGUACUAUUGCAACCGUUUCCCGUGCCACAAUGAAUGCAACCGCAAAGGUUGGGUUCUUUGCUUAGCGAGCUUGUUUGCUGCUACCUAUGCCACUGUGAGCUUAUCAAGCUCUAACGAAUCGGAUGCGUUGCCCGGUUCCUUUGCAGAGGAACAAAUGACGCUCUGUUUCUGCCUUCUUAUCCCACGGAAUCCCGCGGCUAUGCCGGGUACUUAUGUUUAUGAGCCCUUUGCACGAUCAAUUCGGCCGCUGUCAAUGCCCGUCAAGAAGCGUACCAACCUGCCGACAUGGGAAAUACUGCAUGGGGGUCGGGUCGUUGAAAAGCCGCCAUUGUCGGCACGCCCCGAUUGGAGCCGACUCUGGAGGUGGAGGUGCGAAACGUGGGCAUUCUCGCUGCAAGCCGACAAGGGCCGUUAUAUUGUCAAAAGUGCCCUCACAAAGCUGCUGUCUAGAUCGGCGAUUGGCGGGGAGCGCAGGAAAUGCUACCCUCUGCAUUCAUUCUACUCUUUAUCGCUCACAUUUGGACCCCUCAGGUAGCCGUCUUUGCCAACAGGGCUGUCUGCACAAUAGUUCUCAAUGGGGGCCGAGAACCCCUCGGUAGUGCCAUGCGCCAUACAGCAACUUGACACAUGCGGAGUGCAUGCGUGCGCCGAGCCUAGGCGCAGAUACACGCGGGCUGCUAGUUGGAUUCCAGACCUAUUCGGCCAGAGCAAAAGAUCUUUUACGUCAAAGGCUCUUGAAUACACAUGUGUGUAGUAGCAUAUAGUAGGCAUAGUCAAGGAAUGACAAUCGC